This is a messenger RNA of Akanthomyces muscarius, 357 nucleotides long. RefSeq lists its product as uncharacterized. NCBI's taxonomy places the organism in Eukaryota, Fungi, Ascomycota, Sordariomycetes, Hypocreales, Cordycipitaceae. The transcript has a single exon. The record is from RefSeq and is a predicted model, not a curated record. Bases 1 to 357 code for a protein of 118 amino acids.
AUGUCUUCCAACGACAACGCCACCAACAACCCCGCCGCUGCUGGCAACGGCAACACCGCCGCUGACAAGGCCACCGGUGCCGCCAAGUUUGUCACGGGUGCCAUCGGCAACACACUCGGCGGUGUGGGCCGCACGGUCGGCAACGUCACCGGCGCUGCGGGCAAGGGAGUCGGCGACACCUUCAACAACGUCACGGGAGACCGCGCCAAGUUUGUCGGCGAUGGCGUCUCCGGCCUGGGCACGGGUAUUCAGAGCGGCCUCGGCAGUGUCUCGCAAGGUGUCGAGAACGCCGGUCAAUGGAAGCUUGGCGCCGAUGGUGCGGAGAAGCCUACGGAGGAAAAGAAGGCGCAGAACUAA